AUAGUAAUGAAUUGAGUGAACAACAACACGCACACACAAAACAAAAAAGGGGAGGGGGAACAAAAUGGAGAAAGGAACAGAAAUAGAAAUCCUAUUCGACUGAGGAGUUGAAAAUAGAGAGAGAGAGAGAGAGAGAGAGAGAUCUGAAUUCUGAAGGAAUGGAAGGUGGGUCCCCAGACCAAGAAUCAGUUGGGUCUGGUACAAAAAGGUCCAGUGUGUCCUCUGGCAGUAAAUCUCGUAAUCACAAGGAAUUUUUAUACAGACUUGUAGAUUGUGAAACUUUUACUGCAAAUCUUGAAGACUGGUUUCAAUCAUUAUAUGAGAAGUCAGCACAGAUGAAGCCUGUCUUUGAUGUACCUUUUGAGUUAAUAGAUCUUCAAAAAUUUGACUAUGCUUUGGAAGGAGUUUCGUUCCAACAGCUUAUUCGGAUGCCAAAUGCUGUUUAUGCUUCAACAUCUGAUUCUGCAGAAGCAACUGCAUAUCUUGCUGUUGAAGAUUUUUUACAUGCAACUGUGAAGGGCUUGUGGGAGGCAUUUUGGAGUCAAGAUGAGCCAAUGCCUUUCUCUGUUGCCUGUCUUUACAAAGAAAAUUUAAAAUUUUACCAGGCAGAGAACGCGAUAGCUAGUGGGAGACUUGGAAGUCUCUGUGCUUCUGGUGUAUUGCUUAAGAACCCAAGACAUCCUCAUGGAAAGUGGGACAAUCUUCUUGAACUGGCUCUUUUGAGGUCUGGUAUUCAAAGCCUUGUUGGGGAAAGCGAACAACAGCCUUCUCUGCAUGUCCUAGGUGAGGCUCUUUUCUAUGCCUUGCGCAUGCUCAUAUCAAGGAGCUUAAGCAGACAGAAUCUUCCUCUCAGUUCAAAUUCUGCCUUUGUUCUUCUUGUUGAUUCUCAAUAUGGUGGCGUUGUUAAAGUUGAAGGAGAUGUAAAUAAAAUGGAUUUUGAUGUGAAUAAUGUCUAUAAGUGUGCUGCUGAGUGGAUACAAAGGCAUGCCAGAAUUGCUGUAUCUCCAGUUGAUAGGAUCUGGAACAAGCUUGGGAAUGCCAACUGGGGAGAUAUUGGUGCUUUGCAAGUAACUUUUGCAACAUUUUACUGUAUUAUGCAGUUUGCUGGUCUGCCUAAGCACUCCAUUGAAGAUUUAGCUGCCGACCAUGGUUGUCGCCUCCAAACAAGGAGACUGGAGAGGCAGUUGGGGGAUACCAGAGUGAAUGGAAGUGGUUUAUUUAGGUUCCAGCAGCAUGGUGUCUCUCCCGAAAUUGUUGAAGUUCAGGAUGAAUCUGUCAAGCUUGAGUCUGAGUCGCUGAAGCUGGAAGUAGGAUCUGUAUUAUGGUUGGAGGAUUCAAACUGGGAAAGAGGUUAUCAUAUUAACCAAAUCAGGAGUAAUGGUGAGCUUCCUUAUUACAUUGCUUCACCAGUUGAAGACCCAGGAAAGUCUCUCUUUCUCUACGUGGGUUCUCAUCCUUCUCAGCUGGAACCAGCAUGGGAAGAUAUGAAUUUGUGGUAUCUAGUUCAGAGACAAACCAAGGUAUUGACUAUUAUGAAACAGAAAGGCCUAUCUGGCAAAUAUCUACCUCAAUUGAGUGCAUCUGGAAGGAUUAUUCAUCCUGGUCAGUGCCGGAGACCCAGUUCAGGUGGAAACUGUGAUCACCCUUGGUGUGGCACCCCGAUUCUUGUGACCAGCCCAGUUGGUGAAACUGUUGCUGAUAUGGUUAGUGAAGGUCAUUUUGGUGUGGAUGAGGCUAUCAGGUGCUGUCAUGACUGUUUAUCUGCUCUUUCUACUGCCUCAUCAGAAGGCAUUAGGCAUGGAGACAUUCGACCAGAAAAUGUGAUCUGUGUAAGAUCUGGUGAAAGUCGUCCCUAUUUUGUCCUUAUUGGUUGGGGACAUGCUAUUUUAGAAGAUAGGGACCGCCCUGCAAUGAACCUUCAUUUUUCAUCUACUUAUGCUUUACAGGAGGGAAAGUUGUGCUCAGCAUCAGAUGCUGAGAGCCUGGUUUACAUGCUUUAUUUUGCAUGUGGAGGUGCUUUCCCUGAUCUUGAUUCUGUUGAAGGGGAACUACAGUGGAGAGAGACGUCAUGGUCUAGGAGGUUGAUUCAGCAGAAAUUGGGUGAUGUCUCUACUGUAUUGAAAGCAUUUGCCGAUUAUGUUGACAGCUUGUGCGGAACGCCUUAUCCUAUGGAUUAUGAUAUAUGGUUAAGAAGGUUUAAGAGGAGUAUUAGUGAGGAGGAUCACGGAAAGGAAAUUGCUGCAUCUGUCUAGAAUCAUGUUUUGAAAGCCAUUCUGGCCUGGAUUAGCCAACUCUUGCAAUCUUGCUGAUUAUUGCUUGCUAAGUAUGACGAUUUUUCUGGAAAUCUCUGAUUCUUGAAGGCCAUUGUUGAACUCAUGCGAUGCUUGGACAUUUAUCUUCUGGGACUGGACUAUUCAAAAUUUUGGCAAUGGCUGCAGUUCUCCCUUGACCAGGAGUUAAUAUAUUCAGUUCUGUAUGGAAGAGGCCUUCUGAUGAGCCGUUAUCCAAAAUAUCUUGUGUGCUCAUGUACCAGGGUUUGGAGGAUUUAUCUGGAUUUUGUUUGGAGGGGGUUACGACAUGCUGUAGAGGAAAUGGAGUAUUAUUUCUUGGCUUUUUGUUUUUACUUAUUUUUAUUUCCCUUUGUAAAGAUACAAGCAAUGUGGAGCCAUCUCUUUUGGCCUUGUCAUGGGUCUAAUGUUGGAAAGUAUUAAGGGGCAUCUGUAAAUGAACCGUGAGGUAGUUGCUACUUCGAUUGCCGUAAGUAUUUCUGUGUAACUCAAUUUUUUACACUCCUUACAAAAUUUAUGACUAGUGGGGUCUUGAGCGAUGCAAAUCACCUCUUUUUCCUUCA
Molecule: messenger RNA, 2851 nt
Organism: Gossypium raimondii (Peruvian cotton)
Lineage: Eukaryota; Viridiplantae; Streptophyta; Magnoliopsida; Malvales; Malvaceae
Exons: 2
Coding region: 159-2252 (697 amino acids)
Source: RefSeq, a predicted model, not a curated record